Zea mays is the source of this 2212-nucleotide messenger RNA. RefSeq lists its product as uncharacterized. The record is from RefSeq and is marked provisional. The coding region runs from base 13 to 2184 and encodes 723 amino acids. Lineage: Eukaryota; Viridiplantae; Streptophyta; Magnoliopsida; Poales; Poaceae. Gene Ontology annotation, molecular function: protein binding. The transcript has a single exon.
CGAGAGAGAACCAUGAAGCCACCGCCCCAUUCUUCGCGCAACAGCAGAACCGCCAGUCGGCUAGCCACCCCACCACCAUUCGGUCCAGCGCUCGUGAUCAUCGUCCUCUCGCUGCUGGCCUCUCUCGCCAGGCCAUGCAGCGAGCGGGACAAGGCCUCCUUGCUCCAGUUCGUGGCCGAGCUCGCCCACGACGGCGGGCUCGCCGGCUCGUGGAAGAGCGGCAGCACGGAGGAGGACUGUUGCAGAUGGGAGGGCGUCGCCUGCGGUCCGGACCGGACGGUGACCGGCGUCUUCCUGCCGUCCAGAGGCCUUCAGGGCCGCGUCUCACCGUCUCUCGCCAACCUCGCCGGCCUCGUGAGCCUCAACCUGUCCAACAACUUGCUCUCCGGAGGCCUACCGCCGGGCCUCUUGGCCUCCGGCAGCGUCGUCGUGCUUGACGUCAGCUUCAACAUGCUCAGCGGGGACUUCGGUCACCACCAGCCUUCGUCCCGGUGGCCUGCUCUGCAGGUACUCAACAUCUCGAGCAACUUGUUCUCAGGGCUGUUCCCGUCCACCAUCUGGGAGGCGGCGGAGAGUCUGGUUGCGCUCAACGCUAGCAACAACAGCUUCAGCGGCCAGAUACCAGCUAGCAGCCUAUGUGCCAGCGCCAGCGCGCCGUCCUUGGCCUCGCUUCAUCUCAGCUACAACCAGUUCAGCGGACGGAUCCCUUCGGGUCUCAGUAAUUGCUCCUUGCUCAAGUCUCUCGACGCUGGGAACAACGACCUAACUGGCACUCUUCCUGAUGAGCUCUUCACCCUUACCCUGCUGGAGCACUUGUCUUUACCUAACAAUCAGCUGGAAGGGUCAAUCGGUGGCAUAAGCGAGCUCAGAAACCUGGUGGUCCUUGAUCUUGGAGGGAACAGUUUCAGUGCCAGCAUCCCUGAGUCCAUAGGCAAACUCGAGAGGUUAGAGGAGCUCCAUCUGGACGACAACAGCAUGUCCGGUGAGCUCCCGUCUACUCUAAGCAACUGCACAAGUCUCGUGGUCGUUGACCUCAGGAAUAACAGCUUCAGUGGAGAACUCAGCAACGUCAAUUUCUCCAAGCUACCCAAUCUAAAAACCUUGGAUCUUUUGCGGAACAACUUCAGUGGCACAAUCCCACUAAGCAUCUACACAUGCCGCAAACUGACAGCACUGCGGCUCUCUUCGAAUAGGUUCCACGGCCAGUUGUCGGAAAGAAUCGGCAAUCUCAAGUCCCUCACGUUUCUGUCCCUUGUUAACAACUCCAUUUCAAACAUCACAGGAGCGCUCCAGACCCUAGGGAGGUGCAGCAGCCUGACCACCUUGUUUAUUGGGCACAACUUCUUGAACGAGGCCAUGCCAGAUGACGAUAGAAUCGAUGGCUUUCAGAAGCUUCAGGUCCUUGCCUUAAACCACUGCUCAUUAUCUGGAAAAAUACCUUCUUGGUUAUCGAAGCUCACGAAUCUGGAAGUUUUACUUCUGUACGGAAACCAACUAACCGGAUCCGUACCAGGCUGGAUCAACAGCCUAAAGUUCCUAUUCCACAUAAAUCUAUCGAACAACAGUCUUGUUGGGGAAAUUCCAACAGCCUUAGUGGAUAUGCCAAUGCUAAAAGCAGACAAGGUAGAACCAAAGGCCUUCGAGCUGCCUGUUUAUAAGAGCCAGCAGCGACAAUUCCGCAUGCCUAUAUCUUUCUCGACGACACUGAAUUUAGGCAUGAAUAACUUCAUCGGCGUGAUCCCUGAAGAGAUUGGUCAGUUAAAGGCGCUGCUUACACUCUACUUGAGCUACAACGACUUCACUGGACCAAUCCCACAGUCGAUCUGCAACCUCACAAACCUCGAGUCACUGGAUUUGUCUAGCAACCAUCUAACAGGCGCGAUCCCAACGGCACUAAACAAUCUGCAUUUCCUUUCUAAGUUUAAUGUCUCCGACAACGACCUCGAAGGGCCUAUCCCAACCACUGGCCAGCUCAGCACAUUUCCAAGCUCUAGCUUCGAGGGCAACCCAAAGCUGUGUGGUCCUAUGCUUGCCCGUCAUUGUGGUUCCGCAGAAGCACUUGUCUCCACAAAACAGACUGAAGACAAGGUCCUGAAGGUCAUCUUUGCAAUCGCCUUUGCUGCAUUCUUUGGUGUAGGGGUGUUGUAUGAUCAGACAGUAUUAUCAAAGUUUUUUUGGCUAUAGUGUGCUACCUCAGUACACAUGCUGGCUU